Molecule: messenger RNA, 1767 nt
Organism: Hyaloperonospora brassicae
Lineage: Eukaryota; Oomycota; Peronosporomycetes; Peronosporales; Peronosporaceae
Source: the annotation of a GenBank genome assembly
AUGGCGCAACAGUUUAAAACACCCCCUCACGCCCCUCAGUCGUCUACAUUUUCAUUUCAGCCAAUCCCGACCCGCGACACCGCCGCCGUCCCUCAACGUCGCACGAAUGUCGCCGCAACGGCCCCCCGCACUUCCACCAGCUCCACACCCCAUGACCCACUCGAGCAGCUCCCGCCGCGCGCGCCCGCCGCCGCCGAUCCGUCGCAGAAGCGCCGCCGCCACAGUACGCACAGCCGCAGCCGCACGCCGGACAGCGCGUGCGACGCGCGACUCGAGCGCCGCGCGCGCAAGAAGUCGGCCAAACUGCUCGCGAGUUUGGGCUAUUCGGACGACACGAACCCAUUUGGCGACGCGCAGUUGAGUCGACCGUUUGUAUGGACGAAAAAGGGCACAGACGCCAUAAGCGAUACAAAUGCCAAGUCACUUGUCGCGCAGCGGCGGCGCGUGGACGACAUCCGCCGCGCGCGGCAGCGACGCGACGCCCGCGAAGCCGAACAGGACGAGCGCGAGCGGCUCCAGAGCGAAGAGCUGCGGCUGAAGGACGCGCUGCAGUACGAGGACUGGCAGCAGAAAGAAGAGCAGUUCCACUUGCAACAGGCCAAAGUGCGGAGCCACUUGCGCAUCUGCGCGCGCCGCGAGAAACCAGUGGACUUAUUGGCAAAGAAUUUGCUGCUCGUGUCGGCGCAGAGCGCUGUCGCCGACGACAGUGCGUUGUUCCGGACGGAAAUGGGCCGUAUUCGCGUGGAACAUCGACGACCGGACGCAAUUGUCGAGGGAUUGUCGAAAAAAGAGCUCGAGGAGCUCCAGGACGAUGUGCUCACGUACAAGGAGCUCGAAGCGAGCGGCGCGGGCGGACUGAAUGCCGAGUUUUGGACGCUGAUGCGGCUCGUGUGCGACGAUCGGCUUCGGCGGCUGCAACGAGACGACAGGCGGGCGGAGCGAGGGGCGAUCCACGACGCCGUGCAGGAGACCAUUGACGACAUGUUGAGGGGCAAAUGUGCCCUUGAGCUGCAGACGUUGCAGCGUGACGUGCGUGAGACGAUUGCAAGUGCGUCGAACGGCGCAACGGGUGUGGAUGUGGACUUUUGGGAGGAAGUGGCGCAGCAGAUCACAGUGUGCCAAGCUCGAGCGCGACUAGCAGAGCUGCACGAAGCGAUGCUGACGAAAUUAGCGGAUCUCAUGGAGGAACACGAACAGCGCGCGGCAGAAGAAGCAGCGGCGCGGGCCGCGGAAGACGAGACGUGUGGGGUCGUGGACGAACAUGGACGCGAUGCGGGGCGUGCGGCACGGGAGAUGGAACAGUCGUUUGCGCAGAAGGGCCUUGACGAAGCUGAAGAGCGACUUGGUGCAUCGGAAGAGGUGGCACUGAGCGACGCGAAAGCGGUCCCACGGUGGAGCGAAAAGUACCAGCCACGCAAGCCGCGCUACUUUAAUCGCGUCAAGACGGGGUACGAGUGGAACAAGUACAAUCAGACGCACUACGACCAUGACAACCCGCCGCCCAAGGUCGUGCAGGGCUACAAGUUCAACCUCUUUUACCCCGACCUCAUUGACAAACAGACGGCGCCACGGUUCGUUCUGGAGAAGGCGAGCUCGGAUGAGUUUUGCAUCAUCCGCUUCUCGGCAGGACCGCCGUAUCAGGACAUUGCGUUCAAGAUUGUCAAUUGCGAGUGGGAAUACUCCCACAAACGCGGCUUCAAGAGCGUGUUCGAGCGCGGGAUCCUGCACCUGUAUUUCAACUUCAAGCGCCACAGGUAUCGCCGGUAG